UUGAAUCAAUAAAAUUAUUAACUAUAUUAUCAAUGUCUUUAAUAAAUGACUGUUGAUCAAAAUAUAAACAAAUAAAAGAGUGUUUGUGUCAUGUUUAUUCGGGCAAACAUGAUCACAUACAGCAUACAAUUUUGAAUUAGUUCUUAUUGCAAGUUAAAACUGAUAUCUGUUUACAAAAAAGUGUUGAAUUAUGGCUUCGAGUUCAUUAACGCGAGGAGAUGUUCAAUCACAAGUUACCGAGUGACUUUCCAAUGCAAACCCUCCGUAAGAAAAGCAGCCCUUGCAAAUAUGUGUACGAACCUCUCGCAGACAAGAACGAGCCGGGCAGGUUCCUCGGCGAAGGAGUGUCGUUCCGGGCCAAGCUGAUAGGGGUUCUUGAGGUCCCGGAGGCCCGGGGCGACAGGAUGUGUCAGGAGGCGCUCGCUGACCUCAAAAUGGCGAUCAGAGCGGCGGGGGAGCAUAAGCAGAGGAUCCAAGUGCAUGUUGCCAUCGAUGGGCUGAGGCUACGGGAUGAUAAGACUGGGGACUCACUGUACCACCACCCGGUGCACAAGAUAUCGUUCAUCGCGCAGGACAUGACGGACUCGCGCGCGUUCGGCUACAUAUUCGGCGCGCCCGACACGGGACACCGCUUCUUCGGGAUCAAGACUGAUAAGGCUGCUAGUCAAGUAGUUAUAGCAAUGAGAGACUUAUUUCAAGUUGUGUUCGAGCUGAAGAAGAAGGAGGUGGAGAUGGCCAAACAGAACCUGGAGGGGAAGCCCACCACCAGCCUCGUCAGGCACACCACUACCUCCGCAGAGGCUAAAGCUAAGAUACCAAUAACGAGUGAAGCCAGUACCUCAAAGCCGCCAGAGUCAGAAGGUGUGGCUGAGCUGGUUGACCUUGAACAGGAGCUGAGUUCUCUGAGGAGGGGACUUACCCAGGUUGAGGGCCUCACACCCUCUACCGAUCCCUUCGGCGACUCCUUCACUGUGUCCUCACAGAAGGGCCUCCUCCCACCGCCGCCGACCGCUCGCUCGCGGCCGACCCGCACGGCGAGCCCGCACAAGCCCGCGCUGUUCGACCUCGCCGCCGUCGCCGCGGACUUCGAGCCGCAGCCCGCUCCGCUCGAUACGCUACCAGAACCGGCGGGCGGCGGCGGCGCGGCGGGCGGCUACGACGUGUUCACCGAGCUAGACCCCCUCGGCACCGGCCGCAGUAGACCAUACGUUGACAAAAAACUCUUCUUUCAGGAGCUCAAAAACCCACCCAAGAAGGUCCUGAAAGACCUCGUCCCGGCGACGCAAAUGUUGACAGAUCUCGCGCCGGAACCCAAGCCGGAGAGCUACGGUCCGACGACGAUUAUGACGUCAUUAUCUCGCCAGUCCGGAGGCACGGUAUCCGUAGCGAAGCCGGCGUACGGCGGACUCUUUUCGUCUGAUCCGUUCGCUGAGACGGAUCCGUUCGAUAACACGGAUCCGUUUUCUGACACGUUCAAGGACGAUCCGUUUACGAGUAUGCAGGAGUUCCCGAAAUUGAGCUCGCUGAGGACGGAGGAGUUUAAGAGUAAAUUGACGAGUUUGAGCAUGGAGCAGUCUAAACCUGAGAGUGGGGAGAAUGUGUUUAACGGACCUCUGCAGGUGACACUGCCUCCGGAGCCCGUGCCAAAGUCGCCGAGACUACAGAGACAGGCCACAGACACAAGCACCAUCCGUCAGCGGCCGCAACCCAGCAACAAGGCGGAUAACGCGUCGCCGCCGCCUCCGUUACCGCCCAAGAAGCCCGUGGAGCCACCCCCGCGCCCGCCCCACGACGAUGACGCCCCGCCCCUUCCCAAACCCGUCAGGAAGAAGGAGCCCUACGCGGAUCGCAGCAUGAAACCUCGCGCCGCGUCUCUAGCGACGAGCAGCGAGGACGAGUACCUGGCGCCAGCGCCGCCGCCGCUGCCCGCCGCGCGCCGCCUCGACAUCACGCUGAGCCAGCUGCUCACCGCAUCCGUUGACGAGCUGGCCGCCAGACUGCGCGUACCGGCCGCAACACUGUCCAGCAUGACGCUGCCGCAGCUUACCGAGUACCUGCGCUCGUAUGUUGCUGCCGAGAACGAGAAAGCGCACAUCCACGUCGAACAACCAGUGAGGCCGGAAAAGGAAAAAAUCACGGCCGUGCCCAUUACCGUGCCGGAAAAGCCGGCGCCGACAGUCCGACCAGCGGCCGACUUCAAGCCACAGUUCGAAGACAACUUCGCUCCGUCGGAAACAAACGACACAUUCGUCGCUAACUUCGACGAUUUCGACAAAAAAGUCAAUCCCUCGUACGACAAGUAUGCGGCCUUCAGAGAGAUACAGGAGGAGCUGAAAUCCAUCACCAUCAUAGAACCCGAUCCACCGGGAAAACAGGAUAAUGAGGAUAACGAACUAGCCAGCAUAGAGAGACUGAUCCAAGCGGAGGAGAAAAAGAUUGAGCAAAGAAAAGAAAACAAAAGUCCUCUUAAAACGCUCGACGAACUAACAAUGGAUACCUUCAACAUGUUCCGAAAUUCCAUCAGCCCGAAACCGAUAGACGAAAAGAUAGAGGACAUUAAAACGGUGAUGAAGAAUCUGCAGAUAGAAAAAGAAAGAAGUAGCGUGUCGCCCCGAGACAACGGAGUUCUAGAACGGAAAGAGGAGAACGAUAGAUAUGCAGCGUUACGGGAAAUUACGAUCACUGAACCGACCGAUGAAUUCGAGUCUAUUCCUCCCGAAGCGCCGAAAGAACGGAAAAGAUCUGACGAAAAAUCCGACGGAUUCGAUAACUCCGAUUUCUUCGACUGCAUUGAUAAUAGUUCUUUGACUUUCUCGCAUGUUGAGGACGCGUUCCGGAAGAGUCCUGUGGUGGUACCGGAAGAGAAGAAGGAGGAAAAGAAAAGCCCGGAAGUUCCGGUGAGGGAAACGCCCCCCGCGAGACUGUCUGCGGGCUCCGUCAGUGAUGUUGUUAGCGGCUCCUCGCCUGAUACUAAAGGCCCAGUGCUGGGGGUGGGAGUGGGCGUGGGCGUGGGUAUGUCACGGCUGGGGUGGGCGGAGGGCUGGUCGUCCGAUUCGCGGGACUCGGAACCGCGCGCGCGCCGUACACGCCCGCAUCGCGGACAUAAUGUCCAAACAUCGUCAUCAUCGCGCGACGUGUCACCGUGGGACGAGGAGCCCAUGCCCCGCCCCGCGCACCACGCCUCCAGACACAACUCUUCCGGUUCAAGAGAGUGUCUAGAUUCCGGCAGUGGGAGGGAGAAGGAGAAGAAGAGAGACAAGAGUAGAGAUAUAAGUCGAGACGGAAGAGAGUCGGCGAGGGACAGACGAGAUAGCGGCAGCGGACGUGAUCGACGAGACAGCAAGGAGAGAGACAUAAAGGACCAUAGAGAAAGAGAGAGAAGGGACAGGAGAAGUAGAGAGAGGGACAAAGACACGUGGAGCACGGACAGAAAUUACAGCAGAGACAGAGAUUACAGGGAUUCGAGGAGUAGAGAGAGACAUACCAAAGACUAUAGAGAUAUAGAGAGACAUCGUGCGCCGCGACGAUCUUAUGACGAAGAUGACUAUAGCGACGGUUGCGGUUCUGGUCGGUCAUCACCUCGCGACCGCUGGCGGGACACGAGGUGGAGGAAAGAGGACCGACACUACGGGUCGCUGGGCUGGCGGGACAGCCGGCGGAGACACGACAUGAGACAGAGCGAAGACACCGAAAGGAGGUACGGCUCAACACUUGCGUGGCCGGGGCGACGUUCGACCGGCGGGUCGCGACGGGAGAGCGAGCGGGACCACCGGGAUUCUCGGGACUCGGGCCGGGACUCACGGGACGCGCGGGAUUCCGGCCGGGACUCAGGGCGGGACUCGCGCGGGCCGCGGGGCGAGCAGCGGGAUUCGGGGCGGGAGUCGCGGGACGCGUCCGGCCGGGAAUCGGGGCGGGACGCGAGGGAUUCGGGCCGGGACUCCGGCCGGGAUUCCCGGGAUCGCGAGAGCCGGGACAUGCGGCGCCGGCGCCGGGACGAGCGGCCGAGGCAUCGUGAUUACAGAUUCUCGAAUGAUUUCUCGCCUCGCGAACGGGAACACGCCUCGCCCUUCGAUAAUGACUUCCAAGAGCCCCCGCCGCCUGUUACCAAAAAGAGGGCGCCCUACUCGAGCUUAGAAGGGACUAGAUUCGCGUUCGAAACGGAGGAUACGGCGUCACCGGGGUCGGUGAACUCGCCCGCCGCGCGGUUCCGAUUCGAUUCUGACUCGCUCUCGCCUCGAUCGAUGUUCGAAGACGAUUUCACUGUAUCCACACCUCGCGCGAGAACCGCGUCCAUAGCAGAGGAAGACGAGGACUUGCCUCCGUUACGCGCGAAGCCGCCGCAGCAACAUAAGGACAUCAAGAAGUCUGAUUCGGUAAAUAUAUUCACACGAGAAUCCGACCCGUUCGAGGGAGAUUCGUUCUUCGCGUGCACGGGGUCGGAUCGAGUGGCGAGACGGGAGAAUUGGCCGGGCGAUUUCAAAGGUUUCGAUAACGCGUGAGCCGUCCGAUUCGUCACGCGAGUUGAGUGACUACUAUAGACUAUUGAGUGACCAGAAUAACUUACAGAGAUUGUAUUUUGGAGUUAAACAUAGAUAAUUAUUAUUAUGUAGACUCAUGCCAACUUACAGUUAUUUUGCAUCCAAUUUUCAUAGAUCUUAUGUAAACUCACACCUUCCCAACAAAGAUAUUGAGGCAGCGUAUUUGAGUUGGCUAUCAUUGUCUUCAUGUGACUUUUGUAAUGUACCAGAUAAGGAUAGAUCAUAAAGUUAAUGUACAGUUCGACAAGGCUUUAUUUGAACGUGGCG
Molecule: messenger RNA, 4805 nt
Organism: Aricia agestis (brown argus)
Lineage: Eukaryota; Metazoa; Arthropoda; Insecta; Lepidoptera; Lycaenidae
Gene: Dab
Product: protein disabled
Exons: 19
Coding region: 219-4499 (1426 amino acids)
Source: RefSeq, a predicted model, not a curated record